AUGACAGGCUGGGGCCAAAAGGACACCAAUAUCUCAUCCACACUUGUCCGCUCCCGCAAAAUGGUUCUGAUACCUGAGGAGGAGCGGCAGGCCCGGGAGAAGAUGCUGGGGGCCGGGGAGGAGGAGGAGGAGGAGGAGGCGGCGGCGGGGGGGGGCCCGGACGGGGUGGCCCUGCAGCGGUCCAUCACCCUGCUGAACGGCGUGGCCAUCAUCAUCGGCACCAUCGUGGGGUCGGGCAUCUUCGUCACCCCGACGGGGGUGCUGAAGGAGGCCGGCUCCCCGGGGCUGGCCCUGCUCAUCUGGGCCGUGUGCGGGGUCUUCUCCAUCGUGGGCGCCCUCUGCUACGCCGAGCUGGGCACCACCAUCACCAAGUCCGGCGGGGACUACGCCUACAUGCUGGAGGUGUACGGCUCCCUGCCCGCCUUCCUCAAGCUGUGGAUCGAGCUGCUCAUCAUCCGCCCUUCCUCGCAGUACAUCGUGGCCCUCGUCUUCGCCACCUACCUCAUCAAGCCCCUCUUCCCCAGCUGCCCGGUGCCCGAGGAGGCCGCCAAGCUGGUGGCCUGCCUCUGCGUCCUGUUACUGACAGCGGUGAAUUGUUAUAGCGUCAAGGCUGCCACGCGGGUCCAAGAUGCCUUUGCAGCAGCAAAACUCCUGGCUCUUGCCCUGAUCAUUCUCCUUGGCUUUGUCCAACUUGGGAAGGGUAAUGUGUCUAACCUGAAUCCAGAGUUCUCAUUCGAAGGUACCAAUUUAGAUGUUGGAAAUAUCGUGCUGGCUUUGUACAGUGGCCUCUUCGCCUACGGUGGCUGGAAUUACUUGAAUUUUGUCACAGAGGAGAUGAUAAACCCCUACAGAAACUUGCCUCUGGCCAUCAUUAUUUCACUGCCUGUGGUCACCUUGGUCUAUGUCCUGACUAACCUGGCUUACUUCACCACGCUGUCGACGGAGCAAAUGCUGACAUCGGAAGCUGUGGCAGUGGACUUUGGCAACUAUCAUCUAGGGGUAAUGGCCUGGAUCAUUCCUGUCUUCGUGGGUUUGUCCUGCUUUGGCUCUGUCAAUGGAUCCCUUUUCACAUCUUCUAGAUUGUUCUUCGUGGGAUCCCGGGAGGGCCACCUGCCUUCGGUUCUGUCCAUGAUCCAUCCUCGACUCCUUACACCGGUGCCAUCCCUCAUAUUCACAUGUGCCAUGACCCUACUCUACGCUUUCUCCAAUGACAUCUUCUCUGUAAUCAACUUCUUCAGCUUCUUCAACUGGCUCUGUGUGGCCCUGGCGAUCAUUGGCAUGAUUUGGCUGCGUUUUAAGAAACCGGAAUUGGAGAGACCCAUCAAGGUGAAUCUCAUCUUACCCAUCUUCUUCAUUCUGGCCUGCCUGUUCCUGAUAGCGGUUUCCUUCUGGAAAACUCCAGUGGAAUGUGCCAUUGGUUUUGUCAUCAUCCUCAGUGGGAUUCCUGUCUACUUCUUCGGGGUCUGGUGGAAAAACAAGCCCAAAUGGCUUCUCCAAGGCAUCUUUUCUGUAACAGUCCUGUGCCAGAAGCUCAUGGAAGUAGUCCCACAGGAAUCAUAAGCAGAAGAGGAGAGACACCGAGAGAGAGAGAAAAUACGCAUUUAUUAUUUUUAAAGUCUAAAAACAAAUCACUUCCACUCCCCUGUCAAAGCAGUGUCACCAUCCAGUCACCUGGGUGACAGCUAUCCGCCCCUUUGAGGCCUCCUUCAUCUUCUCUCUCCCUCUCCCCAGACCGGGCAGCUGAGUGGUGCUCUGAAGAACUCGUGGUACGAAUUUAGUCCAGGAAUCAUUUCCACUAGAUACCUCCGAUGGGCCUCCAGAGACAUGCAAGAAGUCAUCGCUGAUUUUUAGGGAUAAGACUCUGUGUGUUUGAUGGCUGGACUUCAUUUUAUUGGGUGGGGUGUUUUCUCCCUCUCCACCCACCCAGUUUUGUUGUAUUUUUUUUUAUUCAUUAGGACUAAUGGAUGCCAUUGAUGUGAAUUAUUUUUUGGAAGGGGUGGGGAGGAGAGAGAAAACAUAUUUUUUAUCCAAUGCUGUCAAUAGUACACUCAUGCUCUGGAAGGAACCAACCCUCCCUUUCCCCCAUCACCAAGUGACACAGCACUCCUCUGUCCCGUUCUUUUUUUUUUUUAAUGCAACACAGCGCUGCCGAUAUUACUGUUACAAGCUGCAAGGAAGGCAAUCUUCUUUAGACCAAGCACGUCUGGGCACAAGUGGAUGAAACUACUGAGACUAGAGACAAUCCUAGUUUUAAAUGUGGACUUGCACUGAUUUUUGACUGGUGUUUGAUGUUCCCAUGUCUGUCACCCAGCAGUAAUAUUUUUGGGGUUUUUUUUAUUGACAUAAACAUAGUGAUGCUAGUUAAACUGUAAUCCACUGGAUUUAUGUUUGUUGUCUUGAUGACAUAGUUAAUUCCCUUUCCUUUGUUAGCUCUGUAAAAAAAAAAAAAAAAAAAGGCAAUAAUUGAGUAAGCCACAGCCUCUCAAAUGGAAAUUUUUUCAGGAGAAAAUAUUGUUCAGAAGAUUGUAACUUUCUCCCAUCUAUUGGAACUUGUCAGCUCACCAUUACAGGUAUUCCUCUGAGUGUCAGGAGGACCUAACAGCUGAAAACUACAGAAGUUGUUUGCUAGAGAGAUCCAUGGUCUACCCUAGAGGCUCCUUGGCCAGUGCCCCAGGGGCGAAAGGAAAAUGGGAAAUGGGAAAAUGGGUUGGGGUGGUGAGAUCCAGAGAGUUCUCUGAGGAACCACUGAAGAUGACUUCUGUGUUUCCUUGGUUCACCCCUGUGCUUUCCAGCAUUGCUCCUGUUCACACAGAGCGGGAUUGCAUGAGCCUGGAUCCGUCAGCACCCGGUAUACAUGCAGGCUAUUCCUGUGAACCUGUGUGUGUGCCAGGGAAUCGAUUUCAGAGGUUUGUGACCUUCCAAGUCAAGAGCACAGCAGUAGUUCACCUUCCAGACUCUCACUGCACAUGCUUCAAAUCUUAGAUGAUCCUUGGGCCUGGGACACCAACGAGCAAAAGUUUUGAUGCCUAAGUGGGAGCUUUCAGGGUCAUGCAUGUGUGCUGUACCUUGAGCGGCAGUAAAAUCUUCCUAUUGUGAAUUUCCCAUCCCUGAUGCAGAUGAAACUGGCAAGCAUCAUGUCCGUUGGCUGUGCUGGAGCCCAUACAGGCUAUAGGUUGCAAUGGUGAAACUUGGGGGCCAAGUCUAGGAGGGAGAACGGUUUAUGUGCUUCAUAUUUCCACUUCAUGCAGGGGAAUGGCUGUGCCCCAUGCACCCAGAUGGCACUGAGUAAGUACGUGAGGGUGACACCAUUGCCCCAUUCUCUGGUCAGCUUCAUGCUCUUUCCAGGAGUACCAAUCCCUGGAGUUGGAUUUCCAAGUAAGAUGCCUGUUAAGAAGGUUUGGUGGUACUCACCCAAAUUAGGUGCCGUCUCAGGCUUCCUGUAGGGACAGAAGAGAGAUUUCACUUUGACUCCUCGAGUGUAAAUACCGACACGCAUAUACUAUUCCAUCACCCUGUUCUACUCAUUGAAUUAGGAAAGUCCAGGAAUGGAAGGAAUCUGUCUGUCGCUUUACGUAGAAGGAACCUAAAUCUUUAGUAGGCUCUUUUAAGCCUUAGCUGCAACUUAUUUGCUCCUUCUUUUUUAAGCAAUUAAAUAAAAUCAUGGAAAACUCCAGUAGGAAGAAAAUGCACCUCUCUAGAUUUCAGGCCACUUAGGCUCCGUUUCCUGCUUCCUUAGUUGGGAAGAAGCUGGCGAUUUACCACUGUUCUGAACUGACUUGUUCUGUGGCAUCGGGAAUGGUGAUGGAAAGCAGAAUUUGGAGAGAAUGUUCAGAUAUAAGGGAAGAUACAGUCCAAAUGGUCAACUAGCCCAAAUGUAUCAAGAUUCCCCCAGGAAAAUAGAGCCCGGAGUUUACCAAAGUUGUAUGACAAUAACACUCUCAUUCCUACCUAGUUGUCCACUAGUUUUCUUAGCAGCCAACAGUACGAAGGUAGGACCAGAGAUCAAUGGGUUUAAGAAAAGCAAUGCUGAAAUGAGUUGCCUCCAGAGAAGAAGACUCCACAGACGUUCUACUCUCAUGUACUGUUAUCUAGAUGUGCUAUCUAACGUCUAACCAACUUGGAACUGCAUGUCCUCUAAAUGGCCACUUUGACACCAAUUCCAAGUUCUAGUCGUUUUUUUUCAUAUGACUCACAUGGCACCAUGGCCCAUUUUCUACCUCUUUCCUGUCCAUUUGAACCGUAGAUUUUUGUUUUUUUGCUUUCUGCAGAGCACAUGUAAGAUCCCAGCCACAUCUCUGUGGUAAGGUUUGAGCAUGUAGCAUAAAAUUAGUGCAGUGAGCAGUAUCUCCAAGUGUGGGAUUAUAAUUUUGGUGUAAGAAUCCAGGGGGAGGCAACUUUGUUCGAAGUAAUCCCUCUGAUCAGGAAGCACAUGAUUUAAUUUGCAGACUAUGACGUGUGCAACCCAGGGAGACAAUGUCACUAUUUAUUUAAUGCCAAGGGGAUCUCAACUGCUAAAGGGCAAGGAACCGUAUGGGUUUGUUCCAGACUCCGUGUAUCAGUUUCUUUUUUUUUGCUCUGUUUGACACUACUGAGGAGGCUGCGAGGAAAAUACUCAUUGGAGGCCAUCCUCUUUCUGUAAGGAAUGAGUGAAUGGAUUUGUAAGGAAGAUGCCAGCGAUCCCUCUUUCCCCAGUAUUACUGUAGUGUCAUAUCUUGCCUUUGCUGUGGGAUAUGAAAAGACACACUUUACUAAAUUUCUUCCCUCUUGUGUGACCGUAAUAAGUCCUGAAAUCGUUUAUCAUAUUGAAUCUAAUGCAACUGGAUGCUCAACCUUGUGGUGUGAAAACAGGAGUGGGGGUGAUAAAAAUGCAUUUGACUCUAUCACUGAACUAGAAAUGAAAUUAGGUGUCCACCGUAUUAGUCUACUUCAUGGAACAAAGGACUGAAGUAGGGGGCAACUUUAGGCAAGUGUGAAUUUUAGAUGGGCCACUCUUCUCCAGGUCUGACUGGGCCCCGUCUUUCUUUUCUCUUAAUUCUCUCAGUUGCUGAUCUAAGAGUCCCCUGCCACUUGGCCCAGAUCCUUCAGGGAUAGGUUGUUUAGCCACCAUAUGGACCACUGGUUCUGGUGUAACGGGUGAAAUGUGGUCCUACUGGUGUGAAGUUAGCAAGAACGCCCGGGGCCAUCUGUGACCCGGGCAUGGUGGUGAAAUGUGUUCUAUGGUAUGGACCCCAAAUGCUGCUGGAACACAGUUGUCAUCCAUCCUGUUCCUGGAGUUCUUGUCAAACAUCAGUAAUUUUCUGCCCGCGGAUAGAGGCAGGGAAAUGGAUGCUCCAGAAAGUGGGUGGCUGUUCUGAGGCUGUGGGGUUUGAAGCUGAGUUGAGAAUGUGAUGGGUCCACACCCUAAGCUCCGUCUGACUGGAUCACGGCAGUUCCUGGGUGCCUUCACGUGAUCCUUCACUCUGUUGAAGGGAGUAACUUACAACAUGGUUAUGACCCAUGUUCUCUUUUCGGUUUCUGCUGACAGGAUCCGAAAAUGUAUUCAAACCAUCCCCGAGAGACAGAGAUAAUGUUUCUUCAAAGUCAAAAUCAGAAUCUUUCCCCAGCCCAGUUGCCCCCACCGCAAGAAGGGUUUGGAGCUGGGGUCGCCGGAUCUCAGAAGAUGGUGGGAGAAAGGGGGAGCGCUGAAGCUUUAUUAAAACUCCCCCAUUCCCAGGUAAUGAGGUAGUGCGGUCGUAGUGGGACGCAGAUGGAGAGAAUAUUUCUGAAAAAUCAAAUCAGUAUCCGUCCCCCGCCCCAUUGCCUCUGCUGUGGGAUAUUGCCAGGAUGAUGACUAUAAACCACUUAAAAAAUGGUUGAGUUUGUGAGAAGCCACAAAGCUUAAAUGAUCAUCUUGGAGGACUUGGCUAGAUAAACAGGUUGUAGUUAAACAUGAUGCUACUUCGUGAAACCAUUCUAAUUUCCAAUCUAUCACUAAGAAACUGUGUGCAUCUAUUGGUAGGGGGUCUCUUCUAGAAGUAGAAAUUAAGAAAGCUGCUUUCUGGUGCCAUUAGUACAAGAUUAAGUCAAGUGACAUUGGUGGCGUCUUUCAGUUGGUAAACAAAUAGACCACCUUGAAGCUAUUGAAACUCAGUCUUUAAAAAUCAAUAGUGGGGGUGGCUUUGGGUCAGACCAAAGUACUAAAGGGUGUCAUUUUGGGACAAACUACUGUGCUUUGAAUUUGAAGUCAGAGAGGGCCUUCCAGAAUGAAUUCAGUCCCGUUUCUCCCUGGGUGGUGCGUGUGGGACAAGACUACAUCUUGGGGAUCAAGUUGGAGAUGAAAUAAAUGAGGAUCUCCGUGCCUGCCUUCACCCCUCUGUUUCAGGGCUCUGACCGAGAAUCCCUUCUCCAGUUUGCUCCCCAGGAACCCCUUUCUCCCAGUUGAAUGCCCCUGCCCCUUCCUUUCCUACCUUGGGGACAACAGGAAUAGGAAUUGGAGCAGUUCUUAUUCCUUGAAAUUGUUUAUUAAAGGACAAAUGAGAUCCCAGGGCUGAUCCCAAGGUAUCCCAAGUAGAGUGACCUAAUGGGAAGAGCACGGCCCUGGGAGUCAGACUACCUGGGUUCUAAUUCCAGCUCUGCCACUUGCCUGCUAUGUGACUUUGGGUAAGUCACUUAACUUCUCUGUGCCUCAGUUACCUCAUCUGCAAAAUGGGGAUUCAGUUCCUGUUCUCCUUCCUCUUAGACUGUGAGCCCCAUAUGGGACCUGAUUAUCUUAUAUCUACCCCAGCACUUAGUACAGUGCUUGGCACAAUACUAAAUGCUUAACAAAAACUGCAAUCAUUAUUGCUUUUCUUUUAUAAAAAGGUUCUUUCCCAGAGUAUGGUGUUGGACUCCACACACUGCUGAGGGACAUACUGGCCGACUCUGGGAAGACAACGAGGUGGGGUGGGUGGUUGGCUCCUUGGGGUCUUUUUAAGGUGUUUUCAUGUGUUUUUUAUUUUACUGGGAUAAAUUAAAUCAACAUAAGUAUAACUACUAGGCCUUUUGUUGAACUUUAUUGCUUUUUUCUAAUGGUUUACUAAUUGAGGAUGCUGUAGGAGACUUUUGUAUUUAUCUUGAAAGGUAAAUCUGUUUAGUUGUAAUAUUUUUUAAAUGCUGUUUAGUAUAUUUGCAUUCCCAUGUGCAUUAGCUAUCCUAAGGUUAACUUCAAACACUGUAUUAUCAGUGAAGAGUAACUUGAUUAAUAAUCCUUUUGCUUUAUAAAUGACACAUUUUGAUGCAA
This is a messenger RNA of Tachyglossus aculeatus (Australian echidna), 7258 nucleotides long. It is a transcript of the gene SLC7A5, whose product is annotated as solute carrier family 7 member 5. The record is from RefSeq and is a predicted model, not a curated record. NCBI's taxonomy places the organism in Eukaryota, Metazoa, Chordata, Mammalia, Monotremata, Tachyglossidae. The transcript is spliced from 11 exons. Gene Ontology annotation, biological process: amino acid transmembrane transport; neutral amino acid transport. Gene Ontology annotation, molecular function: L-amino acid transmembrane transporter activity; neutral L-amino acid transmembrane transporter activity. Bases 1 to 1560 code for a protein of 519 amino acids. Gene Ontology annotation, cellular component: membrane.